CGGACUACGUUUGAAUCUGGGGGGAAUAUGAACCAGCAGCAGAGAAUGGCCGCAGCAGGGACCGACAAGGAGCUGAGUGACCUCUUGGAUUUCAGUAUGAUGUUUCCGCUGCCAGUAGCCAAUGGGAAAAACAGGCCUACGACUCUCGCUAGCACGCAGUUCGGAGGAUCAGCAGGUUUGGACGAGCGGCCGACCUCUGGCUCCUGGGCAGCAGGAGAUCAAAAUAACUCCACGUUUGACCAAGUCAGGCAGGGCUACGGCGAAGGUCCCCACUACGGCGAGCACAGAGAACUUCCAUCCCAUAAUAGCCUAUCUUCGUCAUCAUUCCUGGGGUCUGGGAUCGUAGGGAAAGGCACGGAAAGAGGCGCUUACCCGUUCGCAAGAGACAUGCCGGCUCUCAACCAGCCCGGCUUCCUGCCUGGCGAAAUGGGAAUUUCGAGCCCCAGCGCGUUGUCGCCGACGGCGGUGAAGGGCGGUUCGCAAUAUUACCCGUACGCCAACAACCCUCGCCGGAGAGGGGCGGAUAGCAGCAUAGAUGGACAACCGAAAAAAGUCCGGAAAGUUCCUCCAGGACUUCCCUCUUCGGUAUAUCCACCCAACUCAGGUGACGACUACAGCAGGGAACCAGCCAGCUACCCCCCAUCCAAAGCCCCCAGCACUGUCUACCCUGGAGCCUUUUACAUGCCAGAUGGACUUCACAACUCGGCGGAUUUGUGGAAUUCCUCCACCUCCAUCAGCCAGUCCAACUACGGGGCCAUCCUGGGAGCGUCGUCCUCCCCUCUCCCUCAAUCCGGCAACUUCAGCAGUCUUCAUCAGCACGAAAGGAUGAAUUACCCGAUGCAUUCAGGAGAAGUGAACGGCGGUCUCCCCUCGGUCUCGGGGUUUUCCUCGGCCUCCAACCAGUACGGCGUUUCCAGCCACACGCCCCCCAUCAGUGGGACGGAGAGUGUCAUGGGUAACCGAGGAACCACCGCUGGAAGUUCAGGAGAUGCGCUUGGGAAAGCGUUGGCUUCGAUCUACUCCCCAGAUCACUCUAGCAAUAAUUUCUCUUCGAACCCAUCCACACCGGUGGGCUCCCCUCAGGGAAUAACAGGUUCUUCGCAGUGGCCCCGGGCUGGCGGACAGGGUGCCUUAUCCCCGAGCUACGAAGGGACACUUCAUACUUUGCAAAACAAGAUGGAAGACCACUUGGACGAAGCCAUCCACGUCCUGCGGAACCACGCGGUGGGGCAGAGCAACCACAGGGACAUCCACGACUUGCUGGCGUCGGCGGCGUCGGCUCACGGCACCACGGUCGGCGGCCUCAGCCAAUCCUUCCCCCCCGCCUCUGUCUUGCCAAUCGCCAAUCGGCACUCAAACCUGGUGACAGGAGGACACUCGGAAGACGGCCUCCCCAGCAACCCCAGCCUCCUCCACAAUCACGUCCCUCUCCCAGCGCAGCCCAGCUCACUCCCGGACCUCAACAGAGGCCAGUCUUCGGAUGCCUUCAGCGGCUUGACGGGGGGGCUGGGCCGGGCCAGCGUCUCGUCGGGCACCAGUGAGAUCAAGCGAGAGGACAAGGAAGACGACGAGAACACGUCCGUGGCGGACAACUCGGAGGAGGAGAAGAAGGAGCUGAAGGCGUCGCGGAACCGAACAAGGUGCUCACUGAACAGUCAAGAUGAGGACGAGGAUGACGACCUCCUCCCCCCAGAGCAAAAAGCCGAGCGCGAGAAAGAGAGGAGGGUGGCCAAUAAUGCCCGGGAGCGCCUCCGCGUCCGCGACAUCAACGAGGCUUUUAAGGAGCUCGGGCGCAUGUGCCAGCUGCACUUAAACAGCGAAAAGCCGCAGACCAAACUUCUAAUCCUCCACCAAGCCGUGUCGGUUAUCCUGAAUCUGGAACAACAAGUUAGAGAACGUAACCUGAACCCUAAAGCAGCCUGCCUAAAGCGCCGCGAAGAGGAGAAAGUGUCUGGCGUCGUCGGGGACCCUCAGAUGGCACUCUCGUCGUCUCAUCCGGGUCUAGGAGAUGGGCACAACCCCGUGGGGCAUAUGUAAAGGUGAUUUAUUUUCUUCGCCCUGCAAGCCGACGUCUGUAGGAAGAAGGGAAGGCUGGAUCUCUCACACAUCCCCCCUCCUCCAUUCCCCGACAACCACCGUGUGUCCGCACCAGAAACUGUAGUCCUGUUUUUAAAUACCGAUGU
This is a messenger RNA of Lacerta agilis (Sand lizard), 2183 nucleotides long. It is a transcript of the gene TCF3, whose product is annotated as transcription factor 3. Gene Ontology annotation, biological process: regulation of transcription by RNA polymerase II. Gene Ontology annotation, molecular function: RNA polymerase II cis-regulatory region sequence-specific DNA binding; DNA-binding transcription factor activity, RNA polymerase II-specific; protein dimerization activity. The record is from RefSeq and is a predicted model, not a curated record. The transcript is spliced from 19 exons. Lineage: Eukaryota; Metazoa; Chordata; Lepidosauria; Squamata; Lacertidae. Gene Ontology annotation, cellular component: transcription regulator complex. The coding region runs from base 28 to 2037 and encodes 669 amino acids.